AAAUGCGGCUUGAAACGAGUGACAGCUUAUAUGUGCAGCCACAAAAAACCCCUUUUCCUUCUCUCUCAUCUGCCCCUAAAAAACCUCAAAUUCAAGCAGCUGUCUUUCUCCCUCGUUGUGUUUUAGCGGUUUUUCUUUUUAGUCAGGCGACUUUUCUUUUUGGAACCCUUUUUAUUAUUUUUUGUUUUUCUUCUCCAGAUGCUAAAUUAAUGGAAAAAGCAUGGCAAUGA
This is a messenger RNA of Meloidogyne enterolobii, 230 nucleotides long. Lineage: Eukaryota; Metazoa; Nematoda; Chromadorea; Rhabditida; Meloidogynidae. The record is from the annotation of a GenBank genome assembly.